AAAUCUGCCACACAAAGAAAUUCUAUCUGGAUUUCUUACCUCAAAGAAAUUUAGGCAAGGUCUGUUUAUCGUCCAAGUGUGGUCCUUCCCUCACAAUCGAUUUCAAGAACACUGGGCUGCAAGUCAUAUAGCUACACAGUUGUCAAAGAUGUCCCACGCACUGCCAGACAUGACAGGCUUGUUGGAUUUUGAUUUCCUAACUGAUGCCGAGAAGAAGAAAAAGAUUGGUAUGCCAGGACUGCCAACUGAGGAGGAAGUAGUAACCUUUAUGUUCAACAAAAAUCCUAUUCUCCAGAUUUAUGCAGACAAUAUUGAAGAGGCACAAGAACUGGCAUGGCAAAAUAUAGUAGGAGAUAUAUCAGAAUUACUAAUGGAAAUCGUUUUUCACAUUGCACGUAUUUUGUCAUUGUCACAAGAAAACUUUCUGGAUAAGUUUGCAUCUGCUAUCAUCAGCUUUAUAUUAUACAGUGAUCAAUCUCAUCUGAUCAGUAAGAAUAGCUGCCACAGGAUCUGCGAGACGGUGAUGGCUUCGGGACAACAUGCUAGUAUCUUAGAGGCAGCUGCCAAAGUGCUGAGAAACAGUGGCACACUAAUGACUCGAGGGGAGUAUCUGCCUGGCUUCGUAGCUUUGUUUGACUACGUCAGGCCUUCCUGCGUGGAAGUCUUCAUGAGUAAAGAGACAGAAGAGUUGCCACCAAGCUGGCAGGUCUCUGGUCUGGAGGCAUUGUCCAAGCAGAACAUUGAAGUCAUACUCAUUAUAAGUGAUAUAAAGAGUUCUAUUCAGUUUUCUGAGGCAUGUCUCCGGGCAACCACAGGCCCAGGAAGUGUUUGUCGGCUGACCAAGUUCGAAGGUGAAUUGACAGCGGUCGGGAUGCAGCUUCUUCCUGAUCACCUGGAAGAGAUGAGAACCAAGUCUGACGGGGAGGGAGUACGGGCUUUAGUGACGAGGCUUCAACUUCUACGGAGACUUCAGAUCUUAGAUUUCAAGGGUCAGCUGACAGCCGCCGACGUGCGCCUCCUGCCCAGCAUCCUGAGGAAGCUGGAAGUGAAGACGGACAGGGAAGGCUUCAGGGCCCUGGCAGCAAGCCUUCCUCGCCUGGUGAAGCUGGAGCAUUUAGACUUCGAAGGCCACCUGACGGAGGCAGAAAUGCCCCUCCUGCCCGAGGUGCUUUUCUCGCUCAGGGUCCAGACAGACGGCGCGGGUCUCCGGGCUCUGGCAAGGAGACUUCCCUGCUUGACAAAGCUGUUCUUUUUGACUGUAAGGCUGCUGGACUGCCCUCCAGUUGACUCUAUGAGCGCCCUUCCCUGUGAGGUAAAGCACCUGACUCUGGACCUCAAGCAUGUCACGCCCCCUUCCUGGGAGUGGGUGUGCGAUACGGUACAGCAAGUCUGCCUCGGACGGAAUUCAGAAUGCCUUGUACUCUUCCCAAAGAAAUACGAUAAGCUUCAGAAACAGCGCAUUGGACAGGAGCUCCGUGGCCGCGGUGCGAACCUCGCCUGUGCGCUCGGGUUUCUGCGCAUCUUCUCGUUCCCGCGGCCGGCGAGUGACGCGUCGGGAGGAAAGGAGUCCGGGCGAGAAGGGUCGGACUGCCUAAGAGACUUGUCGUGAACGAGUGAUCAACAAAACUUUUUGUUUGCCAAAUAUAUCACUGACUAUUUCUCCUAGGAUACUUGCUAACAUAAUUUAGUUAAAUAAAAUACCUGUACUUAUAAAUAAAGUCUCAGAUAAUAGACACAUACGUACACACACACACACACGCCAAGAUGCCUCCAGCGUGCAACUUCUCUCCUAGAAAAAGAAAUUUAGACGCCAUGAAAUAGUGUGUAAUUGUGAGCGACGUUUCUCCCACAAACAGCGGAAAAAAAGAAAAGCAAGUAGUAGAAGAGUCCGCGCAGCCAGGGGCGUGGUGGCCGCCGGCCGUGGCUCCCUCGCGGCGCAGCCUGAAGGCACAGCGGAGGGCUCCCGCCGCACGCAGGGUUUCUCUCUUACUGUUUUCCUUUUCGCGCGCGAGAUAUCCUGCCUCUGUUUGUGGCUGGCGGGUCGGUGGUGUGACAAAAGUAAAUGUCGUUCUUGCUCAAAUUCCGAAGAUCUAGAAACUUCAAUCUUCUGUGAUUAAGGGUGCAAAGUCUUCCAUGUCCUCUGAAGAUAUUUCUAUAGUUAUUAUUUAGUUGAUUUAUAUGUUACCACUUCUGUGAUCUGAGUAGAAUCUGUCUUAUUUUCAUCUCUGCGUUCUGUAUUUGCUGAACUGAAAUAAAUCACAGAAACUCCA
This is a messenger RNA of Penaeus indicus, 2270 nucleotides long. RefSeq lists its product as uncharacterized. The record is from RefSeq and is a predicted model, not a curated record. The coding region runs from base 149 to 1609 and encodes 486 amino acids. The transcript has 5 exons. Lineage: Eukaryota; Metazoa; Arthropoda; Malacostraca; Decapoda; Penaeidae.